Apus apus (common swift) is the source of this 2433-nucleotide messenger RNA. It is a transcript of the gene NEMP1, whose product is annotated as nuclear envelope integral membrane protein 1. The record is from RefSeq and is a predicted model, not a curated record. Lineage: Eukaryota; Metazoa; Chordata; Aves; Apodiformes; Apodidae. Bases 271 to 1587 code for a protein of 438 amino acids. The transcript is spliced from 10 exons. Gene Ontology annotation, cellular component: nuclear envelope.
CCUUCCCGUUCCCUUUCUGCAUUUUGGCUUCUCCCCCUUCUGCCCUCGGCAGUCCUGGGAGAGCAGCUCCAGCCCAUCGCUUAGCACCCACCGACACACCCCUCGGCCUGGGGGAGCACUCCGGGACCCCCAGAGCCCGGGCCACCCCUUUCCAGGGCCUCCGGUCUUGUGGGUGACAGCGAGACCUGGCACUGGGACUGUACGGGCUGUCGGUGUCCAGAUCUGCUGGAGCGGCUGGGCCCUCUGGGGGCUCCGGAGGGGAAUUCGUGCAUGAGGCCGCUCGGGUCUCACCUUCCCUGGGAUGGGGGCGGCUCUAGAAUGAGGAAUCAUGCGGGAAAGGACAGGAGGUUGCUGUUCCUGACAGUCCAAGGUGCCAAGGAGUUGGUCACCCCACUCCUCGAGGGCCGUGUGUACCAGCACUCAGACACACACCACUUCUGCUACACCAACACACGUGUCCCACAAUGGCACGAGAUAUGGACCAGGACACAGAUCCGGGUCAACAGCAGCCACAUGUUCCGAGUCACCCAGGUGGACAGCGAGGAGGAGCUGGAAGGGUUUAGCGUAUGGGAUGUCGUCUCCUCCUUUCUGAAAGAGAAGCUGAAUGACACCAGCAUCGAUGUGGAUCUUUACAGCAACAAAACCUGCCUGAAGGUCGAGCUGUUGGAGGCUGGAACCACCUACUCCGUCAUCCUCUUCCGACGUUUUGACCCUAAGCUGUUCUUGGUUUUCUUCCUGGGCCUGUUACUGUUCUUCUGUGGGGACGUGCUGAGCAGGAGCCAACUCUUCUACUACUCCGCUGGGAUUAGUUUUGGCUUGCUGGCCUCGCUGCUCAUCCUUGUCUACAUGAUGUCCAAGGUCAUGCCCAAGAAAAGUCCAGUUUAUUUCCUGCUGGUAGGAGGCUGGUCCUUUUCCCUCUACCUGCUUCAGCUGAUCUUUAAGAACCUGCGGGAGAUCUGCAAGUCCUACUGGCAGUAUGUCCUAGGGUACCUACUGCUCGUUGGGUUUGUGAGCUUCGGCGUGUGCUACAGGUACGGCCCACUGGAGAACCAGCGCAGCAUCAACCUCCUCUCCUGGGCCCUGCAGCUCCUGGGGCUGUUGCUGAUGUACUCGGGCAUCCAGAUCCACCCCAUCGCCUUGGCCUUGGUGGUCAUUGCCAUCUGCACCAAGAACCUGGACUACCCUUUGCAGUGGGCCUUCACUGCCUACAGGAGAGUGCAGGGAGCCAGGCACGGGCUGAGCCCCCCUCGCCUGCUGACUGAGGAGGAGUACCGGGUCCAGGGCGAGGUGGAGACGCGCAAGGCCCUCGAGGAGCUUCGGAACUACUGCAGAAGCCCAGAUUUCUCUGCCUGGACUGCAGUCUCCCGCAUCCAGUGUCCCAAGAGGUUUGCAGACUUUGUGGGUGGCUCCUGUCAUGUCACCCCCAAUGAGGUCUCUGCCCACGAGCGGGAGUAUGGCCUGGAUGGCAUCUUCCUUGAGGACCAGCUUUUCGAGGAGGAGGAGGAGGACGAGAAUGAGGAUGAUGACCUUUUGGACAGGAAUCACAAGAGUUACUCCCUGAACCACAACCACCUGGAUGCUCGUUGAGGUGUGUGAGAGUGACAUGCACGAGAGGAACUUUGGACCUGUCCCACUGCUACCUGCGUGCUCAGCAUCUCCUGCUGUGGGGAGGGAGUGGGCAGCUAGUGACCUCCUCUUCCUCCUGAUGAUACCAAAGAUGCCAGAUGGCUCCAGCUGGUUGGGCUGUGCCUCUGCCUUGGUUUGAAUCCUCCGUGGAUACCAAAAACCCCAGAGUGUCUCUGGUGGACAGCCCCUUUGUGUGUGUGUCACAGAGCCUGGGAGAAGGCACCUUGCAGCCCAAGACCAUACUUGACCUCUCUCGUCCUGUGCCACAGUCGUCUGGACCCUCCCUGGGCUGAGGAUGAGUGUGGAUGUGCUGCCUCCUCCCUGGUGGCUCCAUGCUGGCAGCUCCUUGUCUCCUUGGAGCUGGUGCCUCCCACCCUUGGCUUGCUGUUACGUGGGGCCUGGCCCCCCUGUGCUGCUCCCCCAGCCAGACCAGGCAAGUGAUGGGCCAGCCCUGCCUGUCCCCAUGCUGGGGAGGGGGCUCAGUGCAGCCGGUCCUUGGCCUUUCUGAAGCACAAAGCUGGCACGGAUGCCCAAAUCUAUGCAAGUUUCUAAGCAAUAAAUCUGCCCCACGGCUGCUCUGCUGCCGGGGCCUGCGCUCCCGCCUCGCUGUGCCACUGCUGCAGCUUUUGCUGUUGGUUUGUUUCUGUCCCAGGUUUACCCCCUUCCACUUUCCUCCCUGCUCUGUAUGAGCAGCACCUGUUACUGUGUGCCUCUGUUCCUGUGGCCCUCCAGCCCCUCUGUGUGGUUAGCAACUGAGUAUAUUUUUAAUAAAGAUGUAUUUUCCAGGUGAUGAGCCUGGUUUGUCCA